Sinocyclocheilus grahami is the source of this 1337-nucleotide messenger RNA. RefSeq names its product cytochrome P450, family 19, subfamily A, polypeptide 1a (gene cyp19a1a). Bases 1 to 1188 code for a protein of 395 amino acids. Gene Ontology annotation, biological process: response to estradiol; female gonad development. The record is from RefSeq and is a predicted model, not a curated record. Gene Ontology annotation, molecular function: aromatase activity; heme binding; iron ion binding. Lineage: Eukaryota; Metazoa; Chordata; Actinopteri; Cypriniformes; Cyprinidae. The transcript has 9 exons. Gene Ontology annotation, cellular component: endoplasmic reticulum.
AUGGAUUUGACACAGCUUCUGGGUCCUUGUUUCUUCCUGGGUCUGGGUCCUCUUCUCUCUUACUGUCGGUUCAUUUGGUCUGGGAUCGGCACUGCCAGCAACUACUACAACAGCAAAUACGGAGACAUUGUGCGGGUCUGGAUCAACGGUGAGGAAACUCUGAUCUUGAGCAGUGACUAUGCUAUCUACAUUUUUGGUCCUUGUUUUUUCCUGGGUCUGGGUCCUCUUCUCUCUUACUGUCGGUUCAUUUGGUCUGGGAUCGGCACUGCCAGCAACUACUACAACAGAAAAUACGGAGACAUUGUGCGGGUCUGGAUCAACGAGCAUGAUCUGCUUCAGAAGAUUCAUAAAUAUUUUGACACCUGGCAGACCGUAUUAAUCAAACCUGAUGUUUACUUCAGACUGGACUGGCUUCACAGGAAGCACAAGGGAGACGCUCAGACGUUGCAGGAUGCCAUUGCAGCUCUGAUCGAGGAGAAGAGAGUUCAGCUGACACAUGCAGAAAAACUUGACCAUCUCGACUUCACAGCAGAGCUGAUAUUUGCUCAGAGCCACGGGGAGUUGAGUGCUGAGAACGUCAGGCAGUGUGUGUUGGAGAUGUUGAUCGCGGCUCCAGACACUCUCUCCGUCAGUCUGUUCUUCAUGUUGCUGUUGCUCAAACAAAAUCCAGACGUGGAGUUAAAGAUCCUGCAGGAAAUGGACACUGUCUUAGCGGGUAGGAGCCUGCGGCACUCACAUCUGUCCAGGUUACACAUUCUGGAGAGUUUUAUCAACGAGUCGCUUCGGUUCCAUCCGGUCGUGGACUUCACCAUGCGCCGGGCGCUGAAUGAUGAUGUAAUCGAGGGCUACAAAGUGAAGAAAGGAACAAACAUCAUACUGAACGUGGGUCGGAUGCACAGAUCCGAAUUCUUCCCCAAACCGAAUCAGUUCAGUCUGGACAACUUCAAGAAAAAUGUGCCGAGUCGUUUCUUUCAGCCGUUCGGAUCGGGCCCGCGGUCGUGUGUGGGGAAGCACAUUGCUAUGGUGAUGAUGAAGUCUAUUCUUGUGACACUGUUGUCUCGUUUCUCUGUGUGUCCUGUGAAGGGCUGUACUGUAGACAGCAUCCCACAAACCAACAACCUUUCACAGCAGCCGGUGGAGGAGCCUUCGAGCCUCAGCGUGCAGCUCAUCCUCAGAAACUCUCUCUGAUUCACCACUAACAUAUCUGCUCCUGUGUCAUUAUUACCAUGUAUUUAUCUACUGCUUUAGUAGUCAGUUCUUUGGAUAUUUGUGUUUAAAUAUGUAUGUAAUUCAGUGUAAAAGUAACUGUUGUUAUAAUAUUGUGGCUUUCUGUGGAU